Molecule: messenger RNA, 2058 nt
Organism: Tetrapisispora phaffii CBS 4417
Lineage: Eukaryota; Fungi; Ascomycota; Saccharomycetes; Saccharomycetales; Saccharomycetaceae
Gene: SCH9
Product: serine/threonine protein kinase SCH9
Exons: 1
Coding region: 1-2058 (685 amino acids)
Biological process (GO): protein phosphorylation
Molecular function (GO): ATP binding; protein serine/threonine kinase activity
Source: RefSeq, a predicted model, not a curated record
AUGUCAGAAGUUCAAAUUGCUCCUGAAUUGUUGUCUGGUUCUAGUACUGGAAACGUGACUCCAACUUCUGGUUCGGACUCUACAGACAGACUAGUAACUCGUUCUGGUUUAAGUAGGCUUUUCAAUAACGGUAAUUCACCCAAUCUUUUGAACAUUAGGUACCAAGCAAAUGAAAUAUGCGACUCUGAGGAAGAACGUGAUGGCUUACCAAGAUAUGACUCGGCUUCAUAUGAGAUGAGUAUUGUUGACUCGGAAACCGAUCCCUCGACGACGUCGAAUAUAAACCAACUGUCUUCAAAUGAAAAUUUUACAAAAGGAAUUCUAAAAGUAAACGUUUCCGGGAUUAGUCACUAUAAUGUUAGCAGUCAUGCAAAUUCUUUAAAAAUGCUGAUAUCUUAUGAUGAUGUAUCAAUGUCAAGCUAUGGUAGGAAAUCGAGUAACAUUGAGCAAGCUUUUAGUUCAAGUGACACGAAUGAGAAUACCACAUCAAAUAGGUUUGGAACUUGGAGAGAAAACGAAUCAAAUAAUAAUUUUAAUACCAACGAAUAUCUUUCUCCAAUUGAAUGGUCGACUACUAUAGUCUUUGAUGUAACUAAUGAUAAUUCGAAUGUACAUAUAUCUUUAUACAAUGGCCUUCAGGAAGACAGGUUAAUUGGCAAUGCCUCAUUCAUUCCUGAAACAAAAUAUUUGACUACUAAUAUAAUCAGAGGGUGGUAUACCUUAACUGGUGGGGAAUCAUCUGAAAGAGGUGAUGAAAAUGGAGAGGGAAAGUACAGACUGUAUGUUGAAUACGAUUAUCAGGUUGAGCAUGGCAAGAAGUUUGUUCCAGAAAAUUUCGAACUUUUAAAACUACUGGGAAAGGGUACAUUUGGUAGAGUGUACCAAGUUGAAAAGAAAGAUACAGGGAAACUUUAUGCAAUGAAGGUAAUUUCUAAAUCGCAUAUAAUUAAAAAGAAUGAAAUUGGUCAUACCUUAAACGAAAGAAAUAUACUUGUCAAAAAUGUAAUAAAUAGUUGUCCAUUUAUCGUAAAUUUGAAAUAUUCAUUUCAAACUAAUGAGAACUUAUAUCUCGUAACUGACUUUAAAAGUGGUGGUGAAUUAUUUAUGCAUUUACAAUAUUGUGGAACCUUUGAAGAGUCUCGUUCGAGAUUCUAUGCUGCAGAGUUAGUUUUAGCGUUGGAAUAUUUGCACGACAAUGAUAUAAUUUACAGAGACUUGAAACCAGAAAAUGUUUUAUUAGAUGCAAGCGGAAAUAUUUCACUAUGUGAUUUUGGCCUAUCGAAACUGGAUAUAAAGGGAAAAACACGUACGUUUUGUGGAACUACAGAGUACUUGGCUCCAGAAAUAUUAACUGAGAAGAGUGGAUACACCCACAUGGUUGAUUUCUGGGGUCUUGGGAUAUUAAUGUUUGAGAUGUGUUGUGGAUGGUCCCCAUUCAAAGCACCAACUAUUCAGUUGGUGUAUAACAACAUUGUUUUUUCAAAGAUUAAGUUCCCAAAAUGUAACCUUAGUCAAGAUGGCAGAAACUUUAUUAAACAACUUUUGAAUAGAAAACCAGACCAUCGUCUCGGUUCAAAUGAUGGAGCUAGAGAAUUGAAGAAACAUCCAUUUUUUAAAGAUAUAGACUGGGUAGCAAUGUUGAAAAAAGAAAUUGAGCCACCUUUUAUACCAAUACUAAAUUCUGACAAGGAUACUGCUUAUUUUGAUAAAGAAUUUACUAAAAUACCUAAAGAAAAACUAUCUUCGCAUUCGAAUUAUUACGACAACGAAUUAUCAAAUAGUAUGCAGAACUGUUUUUCUGGAUUCACUUUCGAAGAAGAUUCAAUAUUAUCUACUAACAAAAAACAACAAUGGAUUCCAGCUGCAUUCCCUGAAGAUUCAGACUUAUUGAUGAAAGAUGUCAAUAUUGAAACUAGAGUCUCUGCUACGCAAGAAUGGAGAACUAAUCGUUUAGAUACCACAUUCGAGCCUUUGGAUUUGCAUGACAAUGGCAAUAAUAAAUAUAUCCCAUUAAAUCCUUCCUUAUUGAGAUACGAAGGAAUCGAUUCUCGAGAAUAA